Messenger RNA from Teleopsis dalmanni, 924 nucleotides. RefSeq lists its product as uncharacterized. Bases 165 to 734 code for a protein of 189 amino acids. The transcript has 4 exons. The record is from RefSeq and is a predicted model, not a curated record. Gene Ontology annotation, biological process: sperm DNA condensation; spermatogenesis. Lineage: Eukaryota; Metazoa; Arthropoda; Insecta; Diptera; Diopsidae.
UAUCUUUUUGGCCACUAAAUUUUAAAACAGUAUUUAUUACUCACAGCAUUUCGAUAUAUAUUUCAGAAAUAUAUUGCACUUAUGGUAUAUUUGUUCUGAUCCGUAUAUAUAUAGAUAUAUAUAAAGAUAUAUAUAUAGAUAUACAUAUAUAUAUAAAGAUAUAUAUGAACUUAAUCAACACCCAUGACAAAUCUCUGCAUGUUGGUUCUACCAUGAAAUACUGUCAAUGUAAUAAAAAAGAAGAAGACAAAGCAUGUCCCAAAAAAAAUAAAGAACAAAAACAUGGUACAGAAAGCCAAGACGGAUGCUGCAAAAGAGACAAAGGAUUUCAAAAAUUUCUUAGAGAAUUUAGAAGACAACGUUGUGGUAUGUCAGCUUCUGAAACGUUUAUGAAAGCUACAUGGAAAUGGAAAUGUAUGUCCAAAUGUGAAAGAAAUAGAUAUGUGUCUCGUGGAUGUCGUCCCAAGCCUCGCAAAUGUAAACGUCGACGUAAAUGCAGAUGUAAACUUAGUCAUUCAGAAAUAAAAAAAGAAAAAAAAGAAAAAAAUGACAAGAAAGACACGAAGGAGAAAAAGAUAUUCUCUCCUUUCGCAAACUUCAUGCGUAAAUUUAGAGAGACAAACAUGGGUUUAUCUCCAAAAACAUUAAUUAAAGUAGCAACCCGUCGUUGGUUUAAGAUGUCACCUUUAGAAAAAAUGAAUUAUAAAACCGAGGAAUAUUGCCAGUGUGACUGAUUAUGGAAUGUAAUAUGAAUAUAUCGUCCAAAUUGCAGGAAAAGCACAGAGGGGAAAAUAACGUAUAGAGCAAUGGCAUAAUAUUUAGUUCAUGACGUAUAUGUGUACCUGAUUACAGUCACAAUAUAUAUAUUUGAAGUACAAUAUGAUCUUAUCUUAUGAAACAUAAAUUUCUUUUGAAGUCAAAUAA